AUGUCGCGUCGUAUGCAGAACAAGCCGCGUCCCAAACCACGCAUUCGUUCACAGGUCGCUGAACCAGCCCCACCCGAUCCAGCCCCUGCUGCAGAAGACCACCCACCCUCUGAUGAUGAAAAGAGUUCAGAAUGGCAUGCAUCUCGCCCGCCAUCCCCUCCACAGAGAACAGAUGACAUCUCGGAAGGCUCAGAGGCGACGGUCCGUCCUCUCAGGCCAGAACCUGCUAGUCGAUAUGCUAACCUCAAUUAUUGGAAAGCGAGGCGCGUGACGUUCUAUCGAAAUGGGGAUCCUUUUCAUCCCGGUGUGGAAUUCCGCUUCAAGCCCGGUAGAGAUCUGGUCUCAAUAGACGUCUUAUUAGAUAGAUUAUCUGAAAGGUUGGAGCUGCCGAGGGGUGCACGAUUCAUUUUUGGCAUGGAUGGUGACAGGAAGUACAGGCUUGAAGAGCUAGAGGAUGGUGCGUCCUACGUCGUCUCAUCUUACAAGACAUUCAAAGCAGCAAGUUACGGAAAGAAGAACGGGAUGUGGUAUGGCGGUACGAGCACAGCCAACAGCGGCUGGUCACGUGCAGGCACUCGCAAGCAAUCCGUAGCAGAGUCUGAUGCUCCGCCACCAGGGGGCGGCAAGCCUUCCAGUGGCCGGGUCAUCCGGAUCAUUAAUAAUAUGGACCACUCUAUACAGUGUCGAGUACUUUUAAAUCUGAGGACGACUCAACCCUUUGAAGAGGUCCUCGAAGAUUUGGGACAAGUGUUAAAAAUGAGUGGGGCUAAAAGAAUGUACACGGUGAAUGGACAAGAGGUACGAAGUUUCUCGCAAUUACGAAAUGAAUUUGCCGACGUCGAGACGUUUUACUUAGGCACUGUUAUUGUGCCGCCAUCUUUGAGUCCAGGUGUUGCAGCUCUACCUAUAGAAUCACCCAUCAGGAGAUCACGUUCAAGAGCCAACGUAGCAGCACUGCCAAUUACAGAAGAUACUCGUGGAAGACGAGCUCGCAGUAAGAGUAGACCAAGAAUACUGUAUGCACCCGAAGGAGAAAUUAUACGCAAUACCGAUUACACACUUUUGGAAGUUUUAAAGGAGGAGCCAAUUCGGGUAACAAUACGUGGGCUUCGACGAACAUUCUACCCGCCCAUUCACCACCCACCGAUUGACAAUUCACCCCCGGACAAGAAAUUACAACUGGAUUGGGUAUACGGAUACCGAGGAGCCGAUUCCAGAAAAAAUCUUUGGGUUCUUCCCACUGGAGAACUGUUAUACUAUGUCGCAGCUAUCGCAGUAAUGUAUGACAGGGACGAAGAAUCCCAAAGGCAUUAUAUGGGACACACAGAAGAUAUUCAAUGUAUGGAAUUACACCCGUCCCGAGAGCUCGUAGCUAGCGGACAACGAGCAGGUCGUGGUCGUCGUGCACAAGCUCAUGUGCGAAUAUGGAGUACUGAUACUUUGCAGACUUUACACGUCUUUGGGAUGGCGGAGUUUGAAGCUGGUGUGUCUGCGGUGGCCUUUUCUCAGCUGAAUGGAGGAAGCUACGUCAUGGCUGUAGACAGUGGUCGCGAGAGUAUUCUUUCCGUGUGGCAGUGGCAAUGGGGACAUCUUCUUGGGAAAGUUGCUACGCUGCAAGAGGAACUCAUGGGAGCAGCUUUUCAUCCACUGGAUGACAAUUUGCUAAUCACACACGGUAAAGGACAUCUUGCGUUUUGGAAUCGACGUAAAGACGGAUUCUUCGAACGGACAGACAUUAUCAAACCUCCCUCAAGAACUCACGUAACAGCUCUUCAAUUCGAACAAGAUGGCGAUGUUGUGACGGCCGAUAGUGAUGGUUUUAUCACAAUUUAUAGUGUCGAUAGUGAUGGAGCUUACUUUGUUCGAAUGGAAUUUGAGGCACAUAUAAAAGGCAUCAGCUCGUUAGUAAUGCUCUCAGAAGGUACUCUCAUUUCGGGAGGUGAAAGAGAUAGAAAGAUCGCAGCCUGGGACUCCCUGCAGAAUUACAAGAGGAUAACGGAAACAAAGCUUCCAGACACAGCGGGUGGGGUUCGAAGUAUCUACCCACAACGACCAGGCAGAAAUGAUGGCAACUUGUAUGUAGGGACAACUAGGAACAAUAUUAUGGAAGGAUCUUUACAACGGAGGUUUAAUCAAAUAGUCUUUGGACAUCACAAGCAGCUAAUGGGUGUUGCAGUUCACCCCGAUGACGAAAUGUUUGCUACCGCUGGGAAUGACAAGAGCAUAGCACUGUGGAAAGGGCAUAAACUUGUAUUUGCUACUCAGGUGGGUUAUGAAUGCGUAUCCCUAACCUGGCACUCGGGAGGUGGAGCUCUAGCAGCUGGUAGCACUGAGGGUCACCUAAUUGUAUUGAAUGCGGAUGCAGGUGCACCAGUUUGUACUGUCAGAGUCUGUGGCUCCCCACUCAACUGUUUGCAGUAUAAUACAGCUGGCGACGUUUUGGCAAUAGGCUCUCAAAACGGCAGUAUUUACUUGUUCCGCGUGUCCCGAGAUGGCUUUUCUUAUAAGAAGUGGAAUAAAAUUCGCGGAGCACAACCAUUAGUUCACCUCGACUGGAGUCUUGACGGGAACUACUUACAAACUGUUACAGCGGAUUACGAUUUAGCUUUUUGGGACAUCAAAGCCUUAUCACCAGAGAAGAGUCCAAUGGCCAUGAAAGAUGUUAAGUGGUCGACUUAUAACUCAACUGUUGGCUUCCUAGUAUCAGGAAUGUGGAACAAUCGUUUCUACCCGAUGACGUCAUUAAUAACUGCCUCGAGCAGAUCGUCUGCUCACGAUCUCCUUAUAAGCGGGGAUUCUGAUGGAUACCUACGUUUGUUCAGAUACCCGUGUGCUAGUGCAAAGGCGGAGUACAAUGAAGUCAAAGUGUAUUCAGGAGCUGUCCUUUCCUCUCGCUUUAUGUUCAACGACCGCUGUUUAGUGUCCUCUGGUGGUACCGAGGCUGCUUUGAUGUUAUGGGAGUUGGUAGAAGACUAGCGCCGACCUCGGGCACCUCCAGCCCUUAUAGUGGAACCGCCUACACCCUCGCCACAAGCAUUUCACGUUCUAGACUUCGACGAACUCGACUGAAACGUUUUCGAAUUUCAAACGGUGUUUGGAGUAUUUGAAAAUCUUUCUUCCGUCUGGAUCGACGUGUGUGAUUAAAGACCACUUUAUCGCAUAUUUUACGACGAUAAAUCUACGAUCGAAAACUACACAAGAACUUUGGUCGGAACAGGUCAUAUUGAAAAUGACUAAAAGUCGUAUUGUGUCUAAGAAUCGAAUUUCGAAAGUUGAAAUUGAAAGAAAUGCACUGAAGUUAGGCGAAUGGAUUUCGGAUUGAAGUAAUUUAACGAAGUUGACAAUGGCUGAAGAUGCAUAUUCGACUGCGUUACUUAAUGUGAGAUAGCAAGAGACUUCGAACCGAGAUUAUAGAAGAUGGAGGUGCCUAGACUUUUUAGAAUUGAAUUACCUACAGUUGGUUCUGGAUAGUUCAGGAAUCUUGUUUGAUAUCUGUAAAUACUUAUUCUAUUCGGGAUUUUUGUAACUUUCUACGUAUCUUCUAUGCAGUCAACUUAAUUCCAGGAAUCUGUGUUACUGUUAGUAAUAAAAGUAAUGAUUGUCCGCAUAAUUUUAUAUAUUUGUAGUGAAGCAAAAUGAAUAUGUGAUAGAAAUAUUGCAGAAUAUAAAUUUAUAUUUUUAUUUACAUAGAACAUUAAAUGAAACGGUUUCACUUUAAGUUUCGCUUAGCACGGCUUUGAGUUAUUAGGAUAUAAGAGUUAUAUAUUUAGAUAUAGGCACAGUAUUCACUGCCAUUCCUGUAUAAAUUAAUCACUAACGUAGACACACCACUAAUUUAUUGUAAAUUAUAUUUGUUCUUGUUCUAUGGUCAUUAAUCAUUCCCGAUUGGGAUUUGCACUAUAUUUAAGCAUGUUUAUUAAAUACUUGCAAAAGAAACCAGUCAAUUGAGCAUAUAAAAUGAGAGCACAAGACAAAAUAUUGCGUUUGAUUUUGAUUGAUCGUACGUAACGUAUAUCAACACAAAACAGACUAGGCGACUAGUAAUAUAAUAUCGUUAUAAGUUAAAUUAAUAGUAUCAAUAUAUAAUAUAACUUAUAAAGGCCAAUUGUAGUUUUUAGCCUGUUAUUGUUGUAGGCUAUCAUUUUACAUUCUCACUGCUUAGCUGUGUAAGUGGCCCACUUUCAAAUGUUUCUUAGUAUUGUGCUAGAAGGGCGAGAAGUAUGGAACGUACCUUAUAAUAAAAUUAUCAACUGGAUUCAAAAAGCAACAUUGAAUGAUUCAUAAAUUACAACUAUACUUUCUUUAUUUUUUUAAUCUAUUAAUAUUAAUCAUAAUAUGGUUUGAACGCGGCAAUCUCAGGAAAUACUAGUUAAAAAUGAUUAUUUAGUAUUCAUG
Pieris brassicae (large cabbage white) is the source of this 4395-nucleotide messenger RNA. It is a transcript of the gene DCX-EMAP, whose product is annotated as echinoderm microtubule-associated protein-like CG42247. NCBI's taxonomy places the organism in Eukaryota, Metazoa, Arthropoda, Insecta, Lepidoptera, Pieridae. Gene Ontology annotation, molecular function: microtubule binding. The record is from RefSeq and is a predicted model, not a curated record. Gene Ontology annotation, cellular component: mitotic spindle. Gene Ontology annotation, biological process: microtubule cytoskeleton organization; intracellular signal transduction. The transcript has 19 exons. The coding region runs from base 1 to 2976 and encodes 991 amino acids.